AGGGUGCAAGCAUCACGUUCCCUUGCCGGUGCUGAAGUUUUUCUUUGGCGAACCUGAGCAAUGCAGAGUGCCACGCUUCGUCAUCGGCUUCGCAUUCGGCCUCUUCAUGGGUUACUUCUUCUACUGGGGCAUCGUGCGUGAGCUGUUCACCACGCAGCUGACGCUUCGCUGCAUGGGCACCACCGUCAUUCUGCUCACCGGUGCCGGCUAUGCGCUCUCGGCCAGGGCCCGUGCUAUCGCCUGGCUGCUCGUACCGUUCCUCUGUGGUCGAGCCGGUCGAUCAGCUCUGGUAACUGCGAGCGUCUCGCUAAUUCUUCGAGGUCCAAUCGAGAGCAUGAUGAUUAACAGCAAAGUGGCUGUGGAUUCGUUCAUGUGCCUCGGUGCCCUGUCGUACAACCACACCAAGGAACGUCUUCUGCUGAUGUACAAGCCCAUAAAGCGGAUCAUCUGGGACUUCGACGAGCAGGCGAAAGUGAUCCAUAAUGAAACCUCAGCCAUCGACCAAGAGGUCAAACCAAUAGAAAAAGAGGUGUCCGGCGACGACCGCGAGGCAAAAGCACUCGAGGCGGACGCCGAGUACGUGGACAAAGUUUCCGACAAUGACCCACGUUCGAAGCUGGUGAGAGAGAAGUACGAAGAGCUUAAGAAGGAGCUGGAAAGCGAUGGCGAAAUUGAGGCCGACUACGCCAAGAAGCUCGAGCUGCGAUGCGAAGGCAUUUUCUCGCAAGGAGUCAGGGCCUGCCGGAACGCGUUUAAGUCUGCCGAGGCACGCUGUUUCGAGGCGCUGUCAAUACUGGGUUACUUGCUGUGCUGGCCGAUGAAGCUAACAAUCCUGUGUCACGUUGUCAGCACUUUUCUAGGGAAAAGAACCUGCGACGGCUUGCAACCCAUAAAUGCCGGAUUUGGCCAGAGUAUCUCCGCCAUGGAAGCCGUCAAGCGAGAAUUCGAUGCCAACUUUAGGGUCAACGUGCAGUACAAGCUCAUAACUCCCGAGGACGCAAUCAACGUCAUCAGCCCGGAAGACCUGGCCAAAGGCGUGCAGGCGGAGUUCGAAAAUCGCCACAGGAUCAUUCCUCUCAUCUCGAUUGCACUGAGUCGACUCUUCGCCGUCGUUCUGCUCUCCGCUGUUCUGGAGGCAAAAGAAUACGUUGAAAAGUACCUGGAUGACCUGGCCUUUGACAACAUCUACGUUACCGAGUAUUUCUGCAAGAUCGACGAGAGGCGAGCACGAAAGGGUUUGGACACACUACUGCCACUCAAGCGAUACGAAGCCAUAGACAUAUACGACCCACUGGAGUUCCGUUUCUCACGCAAGGAAACAACAAUAGUGAUGCGUGGGGUCGCCUCCAACCUUGUGCACGUGGCCUUCGGCAGCAUCGUUCUCGGCCUGGAUUACCUAAUCUACGACGUCUUGGAUAUAAUACGUCGCAACGCCGACGUCGAGUUCAUUCAGGAAGGCUAUCACCGCAUCGCCCUGCAAGUCUUCGGCACGGGCGCCGUGAGUAACCUGGUGCGCAAGAUCUUCAAGGACUUCGAUGUCGAGGAGAAGCUUGAGCGUAUCGCCAGCAACGCACACUGCCUACCCAGUCCGGUCAGAACAUCGCGCUGGCUCACCCUGCAACUCUACCUUGUCUACGGUGCCCUCAUUGGGCUGGUGUUCGCGCAGCUGUUCACCACGAGGAUGAGGAGGGCCGUGUGUGCCUACUUCUUUGCAAAGCGAGAGAAGAAGCGUGUUCUGCACCUGUACAACAAAACAUUGAAGCACAGGGCAGGCUACCUGCGGUACGUGCGCCACCGCAUCAGGAAGCUCGUUCGAGACAGGGAGUUUGACCUCGACGUGGGGUGGUUCGAGUUCGUGCGCAAGAUGGCGCCACGCGCAUACCGAUUGCUUCAGCUGCUGGGCGUCGCUCAUCAGCGCUGCUGCCUGGUGUGCGGUGACCCCGAGGACUCUGCCUCGUACGUGUGCCCCACCGAGGUUUGCCAGUGCAUCUACUGCUUUCCUUGCUGGAGCGAGAUAGGGAGAUGCUACGCCUGUGAGCCCUCAGAAGACGAAGAAUCGCCGCUAUCGGACGAGAGUCCGCCGUUUCUUCGCUGAACGAAACAGCCGGCCUUUGAUUUAUACGUUGUCGUGAUGACCUUAUGUUAUGUCAUGUUUUAUACGGCUAAAUUUAUAGCAGUUUACUCUAAGGAAAUUGUUUAUAAACACUACUGUUUUCCUGGCAUGUAGUGGCCUGGAUCACUGGGAAUUGAGAAGCGAUCAGCAUAAAAAAAAAAAAGAAAACGUGGGCAGCUUGUACUAGUGGUGCAAGGCUGGAGUAAACAGCGCAGCUGGUGAUCGACCUAGCUACUUCCAAGUUUUACUAGGCUUAGCUAAGUUUUGCUAGGAAAUGCUAAGUGCUACAAGGCACGGUAUUUCGAAUAGGCUCGCCGCCGAUGCGCAGAUUCUCACUUGGCCGUGCGACGCGCUUCAAGAUAAGUAGGUUCUUCUUCUGGUGUCCGGACCUAGCUUGGUCGUCCCAUGUCAAGGAUACAUGUAGUCGCCACAGAGUCGACGACAGUUCUGCCGCCGUCGCAGCGGCUCCAAGCUUUAUCUCCACGGUGACAUCACGGCCAAGCUGCGCCUCUGCAGUAGCCGGGGCGUGGCUGCAGUCGGAACCUGCCGAGCCGCCGCCAGAGGUGCCUGCUGCA
Molecule: messenger RNA, 2688 nt
Organism: Dermacentor silvarum
Lineage: Eukaryota; Metazoa; Arthropoda; Arachnida; Ixodida; Ixodidae
Gene: snky
Product: protein sneaky
Exons: 15
Coding region: 107-2095 (662 amino acids)
Cellular component (GO): membrane
Source: RefSeq, a predicted model, not a curated record